CGCACCCCUAACCUCAACCCCAACCCGCUCAUCAACGUGCGCGACCGGCUCUUCCACCUGCUCUUCUUCAAAAUGGCUGUGACCUACUCGCGGCUCUUCCCACCCGCCUUCCGCCGUCUCUUCGAGUUCUUCGUGUUGCUCAAGGCGCUGUUCGUGCUCUUCGUCCUCGCCUACAUCCACGUGGUCUUCUCCCGCUCGCCCAUCAACUGCCUGGAGCACGUGCGCGACCACUGGCCGCGGGAGGGCGUGCUGCGCGUGGAGGUGCAGCGGAACUCCAGCCGCGCGCCCGUCUUCCUGCAGUUCUGCGCUGCCGGCCGCAGCAGCUUCCCUGGCCUGGCCGCAGCCCCCCGCGGCCUGGAGCUGGAGGAAGAAGAGGAGGAGGAAGAGCUGACCAUGGAGAUGCUGGGGAACCGCUCCAUCCAGUUUGAGCUGGACAUCGAGCCCAAGGUGUUCAAGCCGCCAGGGGGCCCCGAGCCCUUGAACGACAGCCAGGAGUUCCCCUUCCCCGAGACGCCCUCGAAAGUGUGGCCGCAAGAUGAGUACAUCGUGGAGUACUCGCUGGAGUACGGCUUCUUGCGCCUGUCGCAGGCCACACGGCAGCGGCUCAGCAUCCCGGUCAUGGUGGUCACCCUGGACCCCACGCGGGACCAGUGCUUCGGGGACCGUUUCAGCCGCCUGUUGCUAGCUGAGUUCCUGGGCUACGACGACAUUCUCAUGUCCAGCGUGAAGGGCCUGGCAGAGAAUGAGGAGAACAAGGGCUUCCUGCGGAACGUGGUGUCGGGCGAGCACUACCGCUUCGUGAGCAUGUGGAUGGCCCGCACGUCCUACCUGGCCGCCUUCGUCAUCAUGGUCAUCUUUGUGAGUGUGCGGGGCCGCCUCACCGGGUCUGCCCGCCGCCACCCUCUGCCCGCAGUGGACCUCCUGCAGAUGCUGGAGAUGAACAUGGCCAUCGCCUUCCCUGCAGCGCCCCUGCUGACCGUCAUCCUGGCCCUUGUGGGGAUGGAGGCCAUCAUGUCGGAGUUCUUCAAUGACACCACCACCGCCUUCUACAUCAUCCUCAUCGUGUGGCUGGCUGACCAGUACGACGCCAUCUGCUGCCACACCAACACCAGCAAGAGGCACUGGCUGCGGUUCUUCUACCUGUACCACUUCGCCUUCUACGCAUACCACUACCGCUUCAACGGGCAGUACAGCAGCCUGGCCCUGGUCACCUCCUGGCUCUUCAUCCAGCAUUCCAUGAUCUACUUCUUCCACCACUACGAGCUGCCUGCCAUCCUGCAGCAGAUCCGGAUCCAGGAGAUGCUGCUGCAGGCGCCACCGCUGGGCCCCGGCACCCCCACGGCGCUGCCAGACGACCUCAACAACAAUGGGGGCACCCCGGCCGCCGCCACCGCCCCCGCCGGCCAGGCCCCCGCCCUGGGCCCUGCCUCGCCGGGGGCUGGUGGGGUUUCGGGACCUGUGGGCGAGGCGCCCAGCUCUCUGGUGGCUGCGGCAGCCUCGGUGGCUGCGGCAGCCAGUGGCGACCUGGGUUGGAUGGCAGAGACGGCUGCCAUCAUCACAGAUGCCUCCUUCCUGUCCGGCCUGAGCGCCUCCCUCCUGGAGAGGCGGGCAGCCGGCUCCCUAAGCCCAGGUGGGGGGCUCCCUCGAGGCCCCCAGCUCCCCCAGGACAGUGUCCCCCCAAGCGACUCCUCAGCACCUAACACAGCUCCUCUGGCUGCUGGGGUGCGUGGGCCCAGCCCCGAGUCCACGACCCCAGCAGACACGCUCUCUGAGGUUGGCUCCUGAGCCCUUGGCAGCUGAGCGCCUCUGUCCCUGGCUAUCCAGGCUGGCCGGAUGUGACCUGGCUGGGGCCCUCGGGGUCAGGGAGGCUGUCACCGGUGUCUGGGGACUGCCCAGCCUGCUUUGUGUCAGCUUCCAUCUGGUUUGCCCAGGGAUGGGCUCCUCUCUCCUGGGUUUGGGGCCUGCCCUUGGCCUGUCCCUGUUAAGUUUAUGGUGGGCUCCUUCAGCCAGCAAAUCAAGGCAGGCAGAUAAACCAGGGCAGGAGAUGGGGGUGGGGACUCCACGGAAGGUUCUGGAAGGGGUUGGUGACAGUCUGCAGUGAGCCAGCUGUACUUGGGGGCAGAGUCUGGCAGGACUCUGAGCCAGGUGAACAUGGGCGGGGGUUGUGGUCGCUGUCCCAGCCCCUAGGCUGGUGCUCGUAGUGCACAGUGCCUUUUUCAUGGCCCCUGCCCCCACACGUGUGCGCGUGUGUGCACACACCAGGGCUGGGGUCCGGUGAGGGCAGGGCUGGUGCCUGUGGCACAGGGGAUGGCUGAGCGCGCCAACAUUGAAAGCAGUAGCCAGGCGCCGGGGUCCAACCCUGUUGGGGUGGGAAAGGGCCUCAGGCCAAUCCAAGUGACUCAGUGAGGACUGCGGAGUGCUCAUUCCGUCUGUUUAAUUGCCGUGUACGAAAUGGUGUUUGUACAUAGAAUAAACUGUCUGUUGACAGCA
Messenger RNA from Pteropus alecto (black flying fox), 2490 nucleotides. It is a transcript of the gene TMEM259, whose product is annotated as transmembrane protein 259. Gene Ontology annotation, biological process: response to endoplasmic reticulum stress; positive regulation of ERAD pathway. Gene Ontology annotation, cellular component: endoplasmic reticulum. NCBI's taxonomy places the organism in Eukaryota, Metazoa, Chordata, Mammalia, Chiroptera, Pteropodidae. The record is from RefSeq and is a predicted model, not a curated record. The transcript has 10 exons. The annotation marks the transcript as partial.